Messenger RNA from Lathyrus oleraceus (garden pea), 1116 nucleotides. RefSeq names its product putative protein phosphatase 2C 76. Gene Ontology annotation, biological process: transmembrane phosphate ion transport from cytosol to vacuole. Lineage: Eukaryota; Viridiplantae; Streptophyta; Magnoliopsida; Fabales; Fabaceae. The record is from RefSeq and is a predicted model, not a curated record. The coding region runs from base 67 to 1116 and encodes 349 amino acids. Gene Ontology annotation, cellular component: plant-type vacuole membrane. The transcript has 6 exons.
GUAUUUGUUAUGCAUGCUUAGGAUUACGAUUCUUCUCCUCGAACUGCAACGCGUUGUCAAUCUUCGAUGCUCCAGGGUCGAAGAAAAUCACAAGAGGAUCGCACUCUCUGUGUACUCGAUGUUCGCAUUCCAUUCCCCGGUACGAUGGGGAUCAGGGAGGUUGUAGUUGGAAUUGUGGCGGUUUUCGAUGGACAUAACGGUGCUGAAGCUAGUGAGAUGGCGUCAAAACUUUUGAUGGAGUAUUUUGUUCUGCAUACUUAUUUUCUUCUUGAUGCAAUGUAUUCUGUUGUAUCAAAGACUUCCACAGGAAAAUUGCUUCACAGGCGAGACCAUGAUCACGGAAACUUAUUGCAUAGGUGGAAAGAGAUUUUAGGUUGGCAAUGGCAUGAACUGCAUUCUGAAAGGUUGCAGAAUGUAUUUUCUGCUAAUUUUGAUGAUUCUUUUCACUUGGAAAUUUUGAAGGAAGCAUUGUUGAGAGCAAUCCAUGAUAUUGAUGUAAGGUUUUCUGAGGAAGCCUCUAGAAAUAACAUUCAUUCAGGAUCUACAGCAACAGUUGUAUUGGUUGCAGAUGAUAAGUUUUUGGUUGCCAAUAUUGGGGAUUCUAAGGCUUUCUUGUGCUCUGAAAAUUUUCAGUCUCCUAAGGAAGCUAAAGGUGAGAAAGAUUAUGAAAUACAGAUAUCGCAUAAAGAUUAUAUUGUUUCUCCUUGCUUCUGUCUAAACAUUACACGAGCUAUUGGUGAUGUGUUAUUUAAAAGAUUUGGUUCUGCCAGAGCCGUAAACCGGCGCUACAUCAGUGAUUGUGUGCCUUUGAAAAUCCGCAUACAAGCAUCGGCAGGUUUUGUUAGUGCCAGCGCUCUUGGAAUGGCCUGUGGUCCUGCAUUAGCUGGCUUACUGCAGACGAAUUUUAAGAUUUACAAUGUUACAUUUAAUCAAGAUACUUUGCCAGGGUGGGUUAUGACUAUUGCUUGGCUUAUUUAUUCAAUAUGGCUGUGGAUCUCUUUUGUGGAACCUUCUCGUGAAUUUGAAGAGGACCGUAAAACAGAUAAAUCUCAGAAAUCUAAUGCUGGUACCUCUACUGAUGACUUUUACUUUUUCUAUUGUGAUCUAGCAAGAUAG